AUGACGAAAAACUUAGAGAAAACCGUCUACGCUGGUUACGGACACAUGAUGAGACAGGAUGAUGACCAUAUGACUAAAAGAGUUAUGAACAUAGAAGAGGGGAAGAAAGGCCGUGGACGACCACCAAUAACCUGGCUGCAAACACUAAAAAACGACCUGAAAUCUACUAACAUAUCAAAAAGGACAACCCACAAUCGCACGAUGUGGCGCAAGAUUACUAGGAGGGCUGACUCCAAUAAAAUGGGACAAUAG
Molecule: messenger RNA, 252 nt
Organism: Parnassius apollo (apollo)
Lineage: Eukaryota; Metazoa; Arthropoda; Insecta; Lepidoptera; Papilionidae
Source: the annotation of a GenBank genome assembly